Molecule: messenger RNA, 879 nt
Organism: Octodon degus (degu)
Lineage: Eukaryota; Metazoa; Chordata; Mammalia; Rodentia; Octodontidae
Product: protein CMSS1-like
Exons: 3
Coding region: 1-855 (284 amino acids)
Cellular component (GO): 90S preribosome; nucleus
Source: RefSeq, a predicted model, not a curated record
AUGGCAGACGACCUCGGAGACGAGCGGUGGGAGAAUCAGCCGGCAGGAGCAGCCAGCAGCCCAGAGCUUCUGCCAGCUAACUCAUCAGAUGGUGACGGAGGAGGAGAAACAAAAAUGACACCACAAGAGACAGCCUCAGUUCCUACAUCAUCAAAAAAAACUGAACAGCCUAAAGAAUGUUUCUUGAUACAACCAAAGGAAACAAAAGAAGGUGCCACCAAGACCAGGAAGAGGAAAAAGGAGAAAAUCACUGAUGCUCUUGCAAAAUCAGAGCCAAAACCAGGGACACCUGAAGAUCUACAGAUGCUGACGAAUAACUAUUACAGCAGCAAUCGCUCAGUGAUUGAAUUAGAAGAACUGAAUCUACCAGAUUCCUGUUUCCUCAAGGCCAAUGACUUGACUCACAGUUUUUCAUCAUACCUAAAAGAAAUUUGUCCCAAGUGGGUAAAACUUCGGAAAAACCACAAUGAGGAGAAGUUGGUUCUGAUGCUGAUCAUUUGCAGCUCUGCCGUCCGAGCUCUGGAGCUCAUUAGGUCGAUGACAGCUUUCAGAGGAGACAGAAAAGUUAUAAAAUUGUUUGCAAAACAUAUAAAGGUCCAGGAGCAGGUAAAGUUGCUGGAGAAGUGUGUGGCGCAUCUGGGUGUAGGAACUCCAGGGAGAAUUAAAGAACUCAUUAAACAAGGUGGCCUUAACUUGGACCCCUUAAAGUUUGUGGUGUUUGACUGGAACUGGAGAGAUCAGAAGCUGCGGAGAAUGAUGGACAUUCCCGAGGUAAGGAAGGAGGUUUUCGAACUUUUAGAAUUGGGAGUACUCAGCCUAUGCAAGUCAGAAUCCUUGAAGCUGGGACUUUUCUAAUCCUGGAUCCUAAUGAAGAUUACA